Lizanozyma spartinae is the source of this 1515-nucleotide messenger RNA. RefSeq lists its product as uncharacterized. The transcript has a single exon. Bases 1 to 1515 code for a protein of 504 amino acids. Gene Ontology annotation, molecular function: protein binding. NCBI's taxonomy places the organism in Eukaryota, Fungi, Ascomycota, Pichiomycetes, Serinales, Debaryomycetaceae. The record is from RefSeq and is a predicted model, not a curated record.
AUGUACAGUGUAAAUGAUCGUAUAUGUACAACGGAAAACAAUUACGGCACUGUUCGGUACGUAGGACCGCUUCCGGUGUGGGGAUCGGAAGUCAUAGCUAUUGGCGUUGAAUGGGAUGACCCAUCACUAGGCAAACACAGUGGCACCCUUGAGGGUGUACGGUACUUUGAGACCAGCGUGUCAAACAGCGGGACGUUUCUCAAGAGUACCAGUAAAAAAAUAUGCCGCGAACGGAACACAUUUGUCGAAGCGUUGAUAGGCUCAUACGGACACGCGUAUCAUCAGUUAAGUGUAACAUUUGGUAGCAAGAAGGUUGAAGACUAUGGAUUCAAGGAGCUAAGUUCGACCCAACAGCAGUAUGCAACAUUGCGGUCUGUUUCCUUAGACAAAAAAAAUAUCACUGGUUGCGGUGGUGACAACCAUGAUGGCUCAGACAUACUCGGUCUGUUGGCCAGCGUCAUUAGUUUAGACUUGAGCUACAACUUGUUGUCAAGUACCAAGGAGCUCUGGGACAUACUCAGACACAUGCCCUUGGUGGAGGAGGUGAACUUGAAUGGUAAUAGGUUCACUGUGUUUAGUAGAAGCGACUCGGGCGACGGGAAGUCAGUGGCGUAUCCCAGGACUAAGAGUUUGAAACUUGCUGGUACUCAUAUUAGCUUGGAUGAGUUACGGUCCUAUAUUCUUCCUGCGUUCCCCAAUUUAGAGGAGUUGGUUCUAGCAGGCAAUGGCUAUAGCGAGUGGGACAUCGUUGUUGAUGUAAAGUCCUUGCGACAUGUUGAUGUUUCAUUCAAUUCAUUGAGUGUGAUCCCUUCGAUCGACGUAGAAUGCUUGAACUUGGCCAAUAAUCGUAUUCGCAUAAAAGGAUCUCCUUUGGUCUUGAGUCCUCGGUGCACGCAAGUGGACUUGAGAUACAACGAUAUUUCCCACUGGGAGGAUGUUGAUGUUCUUGGAGACCGGUUUCCGUCGUUGAAGCGACUUCGGAUCAAUGGAAAUCCGUUGUUUGAUGAUAUUCUGGUGGAAGAUAUGACUUUAAAUGUCGUUGCAAGAGUAGGUGGAUUACUUUCAGUUAAUGGGUCUAUUGUAGAUGCUGAAGAGACACUCAACGCAGAGUUAUUCUUCGUAUCAAAGGUUAUCAAUGGUGACUACUGUUUCAAUAGAGCCAGUAAGAGAUGGACCCAAUUGAUCGAGAAACAUGGCAUUAAACAAGAAUCAUCAUCAUCCUCAUCAUCAACAACACCCACACACCACAGCUGCAUUACAAUUGGACUAAACAUAAAACAUACUGAUGGAACAAUUGCACUAGAAAGGAAGAUGCUCAAAUCUCACACCAUCUUGCGGGUCAAGGGGAUCUUAAGUGAGAAGUUAAGCAUGAGUUUGCUUGAUAUGAUACUCUUUUAUUACAUAGAUGACGACGAAAGCAGUACACGAAGAGUCCUUGAUGACAAUUUUGCUACUGUUGAUAACUAUGGGUUCAAAGAAGGUCAGACAAUUUAUGUCGCUAUUAAUCAUAACUAA